Drosophila rhopaloa is the source of this 1251-nucleotide messenger RNA. RefSeq names its product protein yippee (gene Yippee). The transcript is spliced from 3 exons. NCBI's taxonomy places the organism in Eukaryota, Metazoa, Arthropoda, Insecta, Diptera, Drosophilidae. The coding region runs from base 453 to 818 and encodes 121 amino acids. The record is from RefSeq and is a predicted model, not a curated record.
AACAGUCUGGCAACGUCGCCGAGAGCAAAUACUGUGGCAGCACUAGAAAUUUACACUCAAGCGUCGCAUUAGUAGUUCUGAACCCAAAUCGGGGGUAUAUAUCUCCCAUAUCAUACCUAUCCGAUUGCAAGUGCGUGGCGCGAGAGCACAGGAAUUAGCCCGUGCAUCCGGGAAGAGGGCUCACCAGGUCUAAACAGCUGAUCAAGGUACUGCGUUGUUGUGAUUCCCGAUUCGAUUCCUCGGUUGUGCAAAUUCCGAGUCCAAAACAAAAGCGGAGCGCAGAUCGAGAUAAGGAGUAUUACAAGGCCCAAAGUAAUCGCAGUAAUAUCGGUAGUACCCGCAUUAUUCCCCGCAUAGAAACAAAGGAACCCCACACACACUCACGUACGGGUGCAAGCGAGACGGGGCGAGACCAGUAGAGCGAGAGAGGAAGAGGGAGCGGGAGGAGCACAAUGGGACGCAUAUUUCUGGAACACCUCGGCGGACUGAAGCUCUUCAAUUGCGCCCAGUGCCACACAAACCUGACCAACCGCAGCCAGCUGAUCAGCACACGAUUUACGGGCGCAACAGGACGCGCCUAUCUGUUCAAACGCGUCGUAAACCUGACCUUCAGCAACAUCCAGGAACGGGUCAUGCUCACAGGCCGCCACAUGGUACGCGAUGUCAUGUGCAAGAACUGCGGCGCCAAACUUGGUUGGAUGUACGAGUUCGCCACCGAGGAGUCUCAAAAGUACAAGGAGGGUCGUGUGAUCCUGGAGUACGCGCUCAUCACCGAGGCGGAGGGCUUUCCGUCGGAGGCCCCCACCACGAGUCAUUGAACGGAGAAGCUCUGAGCCGGAAAACGAGAACCACGCAUUGGCGAACCGUGUGUAGCCCUAAGUAUUGAGUAGAAAGCCACAGGCGAUGGCUUCUAUGCAUUAGACCUAGUUUAGAGAUCGCCGUAGAGAGCAGCUCCCAAGUCCGGAGAACCGGUUGCACAUCAUCCGGCACGGAGGACUCGCCUACGGCCCUGGUCUUAACGUGACUUAAACUUAAUUGUAGGCACAUCUAGCACGUAAGCAGCUGCGGCGCCCGAUUCUACCAUUAACUACUACUGUCAUGAGGCUGAAGUGCUAAAAGAAAGAGAUAGGUCCUGUUACCAGUUCCGCAGAACCGCAACUGAUCCACACUUGUGUCUUUUCAAACAAGAUCUCUAGACCGUAAUCAAUCACCAAUCAAUCAAUCAGCAAUAAAGUAACACAAUAAUCUUUA